Molecule: messenger RNA, 1777 nt
Organism: Panicum hallii
Lineage: Eukaryota; Viridiplantae; Streptophyta; Magnoliopsida; Poales; Poaceae
Exons: 3
Coding region: 1-1098 (365 amino acids)
Source: RefSeq, a predicted model, not a curated record
AUGGUAUGUCAAGAGGGUUCCAGAUUCUUGCUCCUCCCCACCGUCGUCUCCGGUCUGAUCGGAUCGGAUCGCGCCGUUAUCCUCCGUCGCCAUGGAAGUGUACGUCCCCUGCUUGGAUCCGCCUCUCCUCCCAACCGAGGACGAGGAAGACGGCGACCACCUGAGCCUGAACUCGGUCAUCCUCGACACCACUGCAUACAUCUCCGCCGAUGCCGUCUCCAACGCCACCACCGCCGCCGGGCGGAUGACCAACGGCGCACCCAUCCAGGUCUCCUUCUGCCUCGCCCGCCCCCCGCGCCUCUCCUACCUCUGCGUCCACUUCCCAGGCCCCGUCCUCGGCCCCCACGUCGGCACCGUCUUCGGGCCCGCCGCCGGCACCCCCGCCGUCCGCUGCGUCAAGUACUGCCCGCUCGUCGUCAGCACGCACGCCGACCUAGCCCUCCUCUGGGUCACCAUCCCGGGCUCCGCGUCGUCGACGACCCCUCCACCUUCGACUACUUCGUCUACACGGCCCGUCCGCGCCCGGGCGCCUCCGACCUCCACCGGCUCCCGAAGCCCACCAAAGGCUUCCGGGACCAGGAUACCGCCAUCGUGCGCUGCUCCGACUCCCGCUACGUCAUCACCGUCCUCAGGAACACCCUCGCCCCCCUCGAGUUCAGGCUCCAGCUCUACGACUCCGACACACAACGCUGGACUUCCAGGCUGCUGCGGGUUCAGGAGCCGGAGAGGGACAGGGUGCUCCCCAUCCCGGACUCGGCCACCGAGCUCAGCUUCCACAGAAGCACCAAGACCAUCGCGCUCGGACCCACCACCGUCGGCUGGGUGGAUCUCUGGAGGGGCAUCCUCUUCUGCGACGUGCUCGAUGAAAGGCCCGUGCUCCGGGACAUGCCGCUGCCCAAGCCUGCUAGGUGCAACAGGGGCUACUUCUGCAGAGGAGGCUCGAGUGGCCGUCGGGACAUCACCGUCGUCACGCUCCCAGACCAAUCGCAGUCGCAGGUGAACCUUAUCAAGUACGUCGAGAUGGGAACUCGUCCUGGCAAUGUGAUCCCAUCAUCUCGUCGGCAGCUAGCAGGUGCACCACUCCAGCUCCAGCUCUGACGACGAUGAUGUUGUCCGUGACUACUGGACAGCCACCAUCUGGACUAUGCCCGUGCCGAUUGCUUCAUGGAAGGAUUGGCACAAGGAUUGCACAAUCGAUGUCGGAAACAUGGUCAUUGAUAACCCAAGGCAUUGUGUGCUGCUCCUGGCCGCGCUGCCAGGGCUGACUGUUGAUCCAGAGGAGGGGGCGGCGGUGACCUUGAGUAGACUGCUCGCUUCUCAUCCAACCUUGGGGCUUGGCAUGGAUGGUGAUGUCGCCGUUUACUUCCUGUCCAAGGUGGAUCGCAAUGCCCGUGAGGGAUGGGUCAUUGCUGUUGGCACCAAGGACAAUAUGCUGCAAGGCAUCGCCAAGCUUGACGACAGGAAAAACUUUGCCUUUAGACGCUUCUACCGUCCUACUGAGAUCUCCAAAUAUCUGACCAAGGCUACUGGUGAGGGAGGAAGACUUGUAAGAACCAGGUUGAGUCGUAGCAAGUAGACAAAAGGCUUUAAGGUGUGGUCUAUGAUGAAGCUGGUGAGCAGGUAUAAGAUGUAAUUUUUGGGGCUAUUCAGUAGCUUGCUUGUCAGAGCAAAUUGUGGGGUGUGACUGCUGCUAGUUCAUUUGUCUCACCUCUCUGUUAGGCAGUGACAUUAUUAUUCAGGGAUCGGAAUCUGUUAUUUUACCAGUUACCAUGUACUA